Messenger RNA from Porites evermanni, 4640 nucleotides. Lineage: Eukaryota; Metazoa; Cnidaria; Anthozoa; Scleractinia; Poritidae. The record is from the annotation of a GenBank genome assembly.
UUGAAAAGGCACGCCCGUCUCCACAGCUCUGAUAGAAAGAUGUACGAGUGUCCAAGGGAAGGAUGUUCCAGGGUCUACACCAAAGUAAGUUUAAAAACGACACGUUCAAUAACUUGCCUUGUGCCCCCAUGCUUCUGUUUUUGUUUUACUUACUGCUGCUGCUGCUGCUGUUGUUGUUUUAAGUCCCCUUUUAUAUGGAGAAAAGGUUUUCCGAGAAAGAGGGUCACCUUCCCAGUCGAGUCAAAGUAAGCGAUCGUUUACAGCUAUUUCGAGAAAGGUUGUCAGAAAAGGCGCACGUGACAAUCCCGAAAGGUAAUUUGUGGGUGGUUUUAAGUUCACGGUUCUUCAAAGAAAUUUGCAACAAUGGCACGAGAGACCAUGGACUUACGUUUGCGUUUGCUAAAGGAAAGCAACAGAAGUAAGUUCGACAGCUACAGUCUCAGGAACAGUGUAUUGAUCAUAUCCCAUAUUACCUUUUGGGAUUGUGGCGUGCACAUUUUUUCCGACAACCUUUCUCGAAAUAGCUGUUUAGAGCGGUUUUCAUUUGAGUGUCGAAAAGUAAUUGGUUUUGCACUUUCUACACGAUGCGAUUGGCUUAAAAGAUUCGCGCCACCUUUUCAUCCAAUCAGAAGUAAAACCAAAGCCAAUUGUGACGCGCUCGCAUGCAUUUUCCCGCGCUUUGCGUCAGCCACAUGUAAUUACUUCGAGUUUUGAUUGGUUCAAUGUAUUGUCUGUGUCCUAUGUGAUUGGCCAGAGUAAUUACUUUGGUUUUGGUUUUACGACACUCAAACGAAAACCACUCUAUUUGAAAACAGUUGACCCCUUUGUCCGAGCCAAAAAAGCUGAGAACAGCGCAAACGUAUGCUGUGAUUGUCUCGCCUUGACCGCUUUGACCCGGCUGGGGCCUCUUGCCGAGCCAACUUUUGGUAUCUAAUGUAAAUGGUUUGCCAUUUUUUGAAAGGAAUUGUAGGCAAGGUUGGCUCGCCAGGUUCAAUAGCUCGGGUAGAUGAGAGACCCUUCUAUCAGGGACAAGUUUUCUCCAUAUAAAUUGGUCGUGAUUGUUAUUAUGCAGACAGUCAAACUUCUACUUAGGCUUUGGAUAGCACACGAGACGUAGUUGUAGAGUUUGUCGUACAUCUAAACUCGGUCGAACCUCACCGCAACAGUUACCUCUCCAAAAUGGUCAACACUCUACCUCCUACGCUUGUGUUCAGGAUCAAUUGAGGUGUCUUGGUACUCCUCCCCUAAGUCAACAUUAGCACUUACAUGUCACUUAAGGCAAAAUUGUAGCUUAGGGGAGAGGUAGGUGGUCGGUUACCUGAUCCGGUCUCUAUUAGGCAGACUUAUGUACUGAUGGUAUCACAAAUUGUUUCUUUCUCAGGCAUUUAAUCUCAGAGUUCAUAUCAAAGCUUACCACGAGGGGAAUAAACCAUAUCUUUGCACAGUGGAGGGUUGUGACAAAGGAUUCGCUCACAAGGUGCAGUAUACUAGAGUCAGCUAAGUGUUUUCCUGUAGUUAUCAUUGCUUUUGAUAUGGAGCUUAAGCAACAACGACCACGGCCAAGGCCACGGCUGCGAAAACGUCACGUAAAAAGUGAAUUCGCGCUGUUUCAAACUUAAUCGCUCUUUUUCUGUCUCAGUUAAAUAUUGCCGAGUUUUUCUGGAGAUGAAUUCUAAAGGACUACAUAUAAGUUCAGGGAAAAAGAAAAAGAGAGAAGAUUUUUGUCUUGUUUUCGCUUCCUACAUAGAAUUUGUCUGCAAAAUAACAAUUACGGGUUUUUUUUGUAAGGAAAUGUAUGGCCGUUUUGCCGGGCCCAAAAAAGUGACCAUAAUCGCGAGGUGACCGUAUUACCGAGGUGGCCGUAAGGCGGGGUUCCACUGUACAAUAGAAAGCUUUAGAUUCUAAGACGAGAACGACUACGAGUACGAGAUUUUCUUAAUUGUAAGUAGUGCUCGCGCGUGAGGCAGCGUCAUUUUUCCCGGAAAACGUGGUAGCCGUCGAUAUUCAACUACGAGUUUUAGCGAGAGUGUCGUAGUGGGGGGAACAAGUUAUCAAAUGUUAGAAGUUUUAGCAUUUUGCAAUCGGCAGAGGUCUUAACCUCCUUCAAUAACGAUAACAGUGCUAACUUUUCUGGCGAAAGAAAGAACAAUGAAGAAUUCCUGGGUGUCUAUUUUUUGACAAUACGCGAAAAACUUUAAAUCAAAUCUCGUACUCGUACUCAUUCUCGUCCUCGAAUCUAAAGGUCUCCAGUGAUUUGUAUAAGUGUCCUUCCACGCCACGACCUCAUAACUGGAUUGCCUGUGGCAAAGCAUCAUGAAAAAUCUGAGAAGUGUGUAUGUCGAACAACGACAAAAUGGUGGAUGCGUAACCCGGAAGGCGUCGCGUGCCCUGUCCCCCCUGCGAUGGGGACGAUCAUUUGACAUUUAGUGGGGGGAUAGUCAUUUCAGAUAUUAACAAACAGACUUGCAUGGAGUUAAAAUAGUCACUGAUUCAGGACUUAUUUAUCCUAGACAAUCACAUACCCUGUAACUUCAAAUAAGAAUAUGUCCUUAUCCCUGGGUAGCUUUGCACUCAAGCCGGAAAGAGUGUAAUUAUCAUCACUCUUUGUAAACUGCUAGACUAUCGCGCAGCCGGUAGCCCAGUGUACUCUCAUUAUGAGGGUCUUGUUUCUUUAUGUCUGCUCACUGGAGCGGAAUGCCGGAAAAGACUAUUUGAAUAUGUUUAUGACCCCUAAGUACACCGUUUAUGACCCGUAUCACGCAUUUUGUAAACAACCUACACAACUGUAUAUGUCUGUACAGACACGAGGAAACAUACGUGUGAACUACAAGUACCUAGAGGUAAUCAAUAAUGCCGACUUAAGAAAGAAAAAUUUUUUGAUCAUGUGCUUGCAUUCCCGUGGCGAACCGGGACGACCUAAUUGCAAGCCCUAGGAAUGCAAUACAUGUACAUUAAUUUUGUACCUCUACUAAAAGUCAAAUCUUGUUCCACAGGUUUCUCUCAAACAGCACAUGAUUCUCCAUUCUCAAAACAAAAUUAAUCUUAAAGCACCUUCACGAGGUCAAUCAGCACAAAAGGUACAUUGGUAAUUUUAUAAUAAUGGUUUGUCGUUAUAAUUAUAUACUUCGUGUAUUUGAACCUAAGUACAUGCAGUUUAUCGUUGUUGCUUACCUUCUUCGUUUUAAGACCUGUAUAUUUGCUUACUGGUAUUUUUGUUUCUCCGUCAGUGUAGUUCUUUUCCAUGAUAUUUAAGUGUAGAAAUGACAAGUGCUGAAAAUGCAAAUAGUUGUUUGAUCUAGCCUUUUCAAUAGAGUACUAAAGUGUGACGUCAUAAAAAUGAAAUUUCUGAAAUUAUGGGAUUUGUCAGGAUAUUCUGAAAGAACAAUGCCCAAGAGGCCUAUCUGCCAAAAAUGAGCAUUUCUGGGCAAAUUGUCCCUGAGAUCGUAGCCCAGUUAUGCUUAGAAAACUCCAUACAAACCCUUCUAAAUUUUUUUUGGGUCGACCCAAAAAAAAAUUAGAAGGGUUUGUAUGGAGUUUUUUGAGUUUUACCGGAUAAUAUCUCAGAGACAAUUUGCCCCGAAAUGCUCAUUUUUGGUAAGUAGGCCUCUUGGACAUUGUUCUUUCAGAAUAUCCUGACAAAUCCCAUAAUUUCAGAAAUUUCGUUUUUAUGACGUCAUCACUUUAGUACUCUAUACUACGACUUGUAACUACUAUGCAAACCACGUGAAUGUCCGGCAACAUGGGCAACGUGGGCAACAGAAAAGGUCAUUUUAGUACUGUAGUAGAUGCAUGCACAAUACUUAAAACGGUUAGACCGCUGGUCUUCUCGGAUAAGAUGAAAAAACCGUAGGUCUGGUCUCACAGCACUUGCUUUUCUCUGGUUUUUGUGGGACGUGAAAGAACCCACACCACCGUUCGAAAAGAGUAGGGGACGUGGACCCCGGUAGUGUGGCCAACCUAUCCUCGGAUGGGUGGUUUAUCUUUAAGGACACACUCAAAUUGGGGCCCCGCUCAGUUGUGUGUUCUGCACCAUUUAGUGGAAGUGAUUAAAUAAAUAAAUAAAUAAAUAAAUAGUAGUAUAUUAGAAAGUAUCUUAGUUAUCGUGGUUUUUGUAAUAUAGGACUUCACCUUAUGGUUAUCGAUUGUCUCACUAUAGUAACUUGGUUGUGCUGUGCUUAUUUCCCUAGAAAAAAUCAAAAAAGAAAAGAAGACCCGUUUCUCUGGCCAAAAAACUAAGUGGAUAUCGUUCGUCUUCGCUUUCUGAAAGUUCAGACACUCACACCUCGGAAGCAGGGUCAAGGAGGAGAAAGUCGUCACGCCUUGCUCAGAACAAGACUGGUAUCAACACUGUGAAUGCAAAUAAUGUCCACGACCGUACUGCUUCUCAGAGCAACACUGCCAGUUUAAGAAACGUUGAAGAAUCUACGACUUCCUUGCCCUCAAUUAACGCUGCAAACUCGCAUGAAGGUCCAAAAAAGACUGCAGUGAAUAUGGACCUGCCUGAAGAGGUUCAAGUUGAUUCUUCCCCAGUCCCCUCCGGCUCAGUACGUUUAAGUGACACCCCAGCAGUGGAUAAACAACACGGCACUUCUUCAGCCCUGUCCUCGAACUUGGUGCCAGCAGUAUUAGCUGAGGAAAUG